This is a messenger RNA of Dreissena polymorpha, 1100 nucleotides long. Its product is annotated as angiopoietin-related protein 7-like. NCBI's taxonomy places the organism in Eukaryota, Metazoa, Mollusca, Bivalvia, Myida, Dreissenidae. The record is from RefSeq and is a predicted model, not a curated record. Bases 111 to 926 code for a protein of 271 amino acids. The transcript is spliced from 3 exons.
AUAUCUUCCGAUGAUUUUUCUUCCUGCUUCCUAAACACUAUUUUUGCGGUCUAGAUGAGAAGUAUUAAUCAGUCAUUUGGUUGCGUUUGAACUAAUCGCCAGGUAACAAAAUGCUUAUCUCCGUAUUCUUGUUGACGAUGUUGACAGGCUCUUUCUUAAGAUCUGUGCUGUCAGAAAACAGAGACGAAAACAGAAUCAAAGCACUGGAAGAUAAAGUUCUGCAACUUCAGAAAUUAGUGACCGACCAGAGGCCGUUCAAUGACGUACAGGGAAUACCUCGAGAUUGUUCAGAGAUAUACUGGAACGGUACGCGACAGGACGGUGUGUAUAUCGUUUCUCCAGAUGGAAGUUGUCCGUUUCCGGUGUAUUGUGAAAUGUCAUCUGGUGGAUGGACCGUAAUUCAGAAACGGGUUAAUGGGAUUGUGAACUUCUACAGACCAUGGACAGACUAUGUACAAGGUUUUGGUAACGUCUCAUCGGAACAUUGGCUCGGCCUUGACCGCAUCCACAGACUGACGUCACACGGCGCCGAGAUUUACUUCGACAUGGACACUUGGGAAGGCGGGAAACGGUUUGCUCACUACAAGGUCUUCACCGUUCACGAAGCAGCCACGGCAUACCGCAUGAAUGUGGAUGCCUUUGGGUACCAGGGGUCCAUCAACGAACUCUUCAGCUACCAUAACAACUUUAAAUUUUCUACCUUUGACCGCGACAACGAUGCAAAUGCCGGGAACUGCUGCGAUGCACUGAACGGGGGUGGGUGGUGGUACAAUAACUGUGCCAAGCUUGGGAUGGUGAAUGGUGUGUAUGGGAAGCGGGGAGUAGGCGGCAUUGGGUAUCAGGACAGUGCCGGUGCAAACGUACCGAUCAAAAAUGUAACCGUGAAGAUACGCCCUAUGAACGGGACGUGUGGACACGUGUACUAACUUAUGUUUGUUAACAAAUACCAAUAGUGAAAAAAGAAUCGAAUACACAUUUACAUCAUUAUUAUAAUGAAUACAAUACAUAUGUCAAGCGACACAAGUUUGAAUUGCAGAAAAAAGAUCAACAAUUGCUACAAAUCGCUUUGCAAAACCUCUUCAGAAUAAAUUAAAAAUACA